Molecule: messenger RNA, 3370 nt
Organism: Rattus rattus (black rat)
Lineage: Eukaryota; Metazoa; Chordata; Mammalia; Rodentia; Muridae
Gene: Eomes
Product: eomesodermin
Exons: 6
Coding region: 86-2242 (718 amino acids)
Biological process (GO): endodermal cell fate specification; positive regulation of DNA-templated transcription; regulation of transcription by RNA polymerase II
Cellular component (GO): nucleus
Molecular function (GO): DNA-binding transcription factor activity, RNA polymerase II-specific; RNA polymerase II cis-regulatory region sequence-specific DNA binding
Source: RefSeq, a predicted model, not a curated record
GGGCGCUGGCUCCCCCAGCCGGCCUUUAUAACCAGGCCCCGGGAGGCGAGGAGGCAGCCGGCUGCCGUCUGCGAUUCGCUAAAGCAUGCAGUUGGGAGAGCAGCUACUGGUGAGCUCCGUGAACCUGCCGGGCGCGCACUUCUACUCGCUGGAGAGUGCUCGCGGAGGAGGAGGAGGAGGAGGAGGAGGAGGAGGAGGAGGCGGAGGAGGGGGAGGUGGAGGUGGAGGUGGAGGUGGAGGGAGCGUUAGCCUCCUCCCCGGUGCUGCCCCCUCGCCCCAGAGGCUGGACUUAGACAAAGCGUCCAAGAAGUUUCCGGGCAGUCUCCCGUGCCAGGCGGGGAGCGCAGAACCCGCAGGCGCCGGAGCGGGGGCCCCCGCGGCCAUGCUAAGUGACGCGGACGCCGGGGACACCUUCGGCAGCGCCUCGGCUGUGGCCAAGCCCGGGCCCCCGGACGGCCGCAAGGGCUCCCCGUGCGCGGAAGAGGAGCUGCCCUCCGCUGCCACCGCCGCGGCCACCGCGCGCUACUCCAUGGACAGCCUGAGCUCGGAGCGCUACUACCUCCCGUCGCCGGGACCGCAGGGCUCGGAGCUCGCCGCGCCCUGCUCGCUCUUCCAGUACCCGGCGGCGGCCGGAGCGGCCCACGGAUCGGUGUACCCCGCGUCCAAUGGUGCGCGCUACCCCUACGGCUCCAUGCUGCCCCCCGGUGGAUUCCCCGCCGCCGUGUGCCCGCCCGCGAGGUCGCAGUUCGGCCCUGCUACGGGCUCCGGGAGCGGCGCCGGUAGCAGCGGCGGUGGGGCCGGCGGUCCUGGAGGCUAUCCCUACGGCCAGGGCUCUCCGCUCUACGGGCCAUACGCCGGAACCUCAGCAGCCGGGUCUUGCGGAGGACUGGGGGGCCUAGGGGUGCCUGGCUCCGGCUUCCGCGCCCAUGUCUACCUGUGCAACCGGCCCCUAUGGCUCAAAUUCCACCGGCACCAAACUGAGAUGAUCAUCACCAAACAGGGCAGGCGCAUGUUUCCCUUCCUGAGCUUCAACAUAAACGGACUCAAUCCCACCGCCCACUACAAUGUGUUCGUGGAAGUGGUUCUGGCGGACCCUAACCACUGGCGCUUCCAAGGGGGAAAGUGGGUGACGUGCGGCAAAGCGGACAAUAACAUGCAGGGCAAUAAGAUGUAUGUUCACCCAGAAUCUCCCAACACCGGCUCCCACUGGAUGAGGCAGGAGAUUUCCUUUGGGAAGUUGAAACUUACCAACAACAAAGGCGCUAACAACAACAACACACAGAUGAUAGUGUUGCAGUCUUUGCACAAAUACCAACCUCGACUGCACAUCGUGGAAGUCACCGAGGAUGGUGUGGAGGACUUGAAUGAGCCUUCCAAGACCCAGACCUUCACCUUCUCAGAGACGCAGUUCAUCGCCGUGACUGCCUACCAAAACACAGAUAUUACCCAGCUAAAGAUCGACCAUAACCCUUUCGCCAAAGGCUUCCGGGACAACUACGAUUCCAUGUACACCGCCUCAGAAAAUGACAGGUUAACUCCAUCUCCCACGGAUUCUCCUAGAUCCCACCAGAUUGUCCCUGGAGGUCGGUACGGCGUUCAAAACUUCUUCCCGGAGCCCUUUGUCAACACUUUGCCUCAAGCCCGAUAUUAUAACGGUGAGAGAACCGUGCCACAGACCAACGGCCUCCUCUCACCCCAACAGAGCGAAGAGGUGGCCAACCCUCCCCAGCGGUGGCUUGUCACUCCUAUCCAGCAACCUGUGACCAACAAGCUAGACAUCGGUUCCUAUGAAUCUGAGUAUUCAUCCAGUACAUUGCUCCCAUAUGGUAUUAAGUCCUUGCCCCUCCAGACAUCCCACGCCCUGGGGUAUUACCCUGACCCGACCUUCCCUGCGAUGGCAGGGUGGGGAGGCCGAGGCGCUUAUCAGAGGAAGAUGGCAGCCGGACUACCAUGGACACCCAGGAUGAGCCCACCUGUGUUCCCAGAAGAUCAGCUUGCCAAGGAGAAAGUCAAAGAAGAGAUUAGCUCCUCCUGGGUAGAGACUCCCCCCUCCAUCAAGUCUCUAGACUCCAACGACUCCGGGGUGUACAACAGCGCUUGCAAGAGAAAACGCUUGUCACCUACCACCUCCAGCAAUGGAAAUUCGCCCCCCAUAAAGUGCGAGGACAUUAACACUGAGGAGUACAGUAAAGACACCUCGAAAGGCAUGGGGGCGUACUACGCCUUCUACACGACUCCCUAAAGAGUUGUUUUAACCUCUAACGUCUUUCCAGAUGGACCUGGUGGUGUUUCGUUGUUUUCUUUGCCUAGGUUACCAAAAAGACUCUUGCCUUCCACCUUCCGACGUAUCCUGUUUUGUGCAAUUCUCUGAGAGAGGGUGCCAAAGCUUAACCACGGGCCGCAGGUAACGCACUGAAGCAGACCUAGCCGUUGUGUUUUUGUUUUUGUUUUUCUUUGUAAAGACAAAGCUAAUGGAGGACUCUCGGGAGUAUUUUAAAACUCAAAGGUCGUUCAAGGUGCUGGAUUCAUUGACAGGAAACAAGAAACAUUCAGAGAAAGCAGGCUUUGAAGAGAGAGCGCCGGGUGCUAUGAAUUCAGUGAAUUUCAGAAACAAGAAAACAUGGAGAAAAAAAAAAAAAAACGUUGGCUCUCAUUUCUACUCCUCCUAAAUCUUUUAAGAAAACAGCAGCCCGGAGGGUUAAAAUAUUUUUGCUUCAGGAAGAGAAGGGUUGGCUCUUGAGUUCCAACAGUGGACUCUUCACAGACAUCUUCAGCUGAGGGGCUAAGGGGCGGAGCCUGAGAGUCGAAGGGGGAGGAGCCCCAGUGUUGAAGCGGCUAGCCUGCCACUCCUUGCCUAAUUUUGGAAUAAACCAUUUGUGAUUGGGCUGGCUCUGUGUGGAUGGGAUGACCGCUAGAAAGGCGGGAGGAUCAGAAAGAAAGGGAGAAAUUAAGUGUACAAUUGUAUGUCUAGACACCUUAGAACAAUCUGGAAUAUAUUGUACAAGUUCAACUGCCUAGGUAUCAGAUAAAAAUAAGGUAAAAUUGGUGCUUUGGCGUUGUAGAGAACUUUCAGAAACAACUGCAGUAUUAAGAGGGGGAAUCCAUAUCUUGGAGAUAUUCUGUCUACUUAGUACUCAGCUGCCUCCCGUACUCACUUCUACCACGCUUAAGGGAUAAAAACAAAAAAACAAAAAAAAAAACCCAGCUCAAUUCUCUUUCCUUGGUCAUCCCCACUUCCCUCUUCAGUAAAUGUGAGAAAAAAAAAUUGCAGUAUGACGUCACAGUUCCUAUAGGCUUUCUAGAGAUUCUGAAUUUUUAUGUACAGUCGUAAGUCAUUUUUAAUAAAUGUGGUUCAAUAAGGGAACGGGUA